GCGGCGGCUGCUCCUGUGCCUGCCGGCCGCGGUGGCCGCCAUGGUGUUGAGCAUGCAGCCCGACCUGUUGCCGGGCAGCGCGUGCGGACCCGUCGUGGUGUCGCUGGCGGCGGUGGUGCUGCUCUUCGGGGGCGCGGGCUUCCACGCCUCCGCGGCGGGCUCGCUGCGGCACUGCGGGCCGCGCCCUCGGCGCUCGGCGGAGAGAGCGGCGGUCGACGGCGGGGGCAUGUGA
This is a messenger RNA of Prorocentrum cordatum, 232 nucleotides long. NCBI's taxonomy places the organism in Eukaryota, Dinophyceae, Prorocentrales, Prorocentraceae. The record is from the annotation of a GenBank genome assembly.